AUCCAAAAAUCACAGUCGACGAAAUACAAUCUUCCGGUCACUUAUCGAUAGCCUGAAGUUCACGCACAGAUCAAUUCAUCCAAAUAAUAUCAGCUCAGAACAAUGAAUUCUUCAGCCUCAUCUGACUACCAGAAGUUUGCACCUUCCGCAGCUCCAGCGCCACCACCCUCUUACGGCGGGGACACGAAGACGGGCAUUCCGAUCAGCUCCGACGGCUCUUAUAUGUUACCAACCCAAUUCAAGCCUACGGCCCGGGUCCCCUGGUCCACCGGCCUGUGCGACUGUUUCUCGGAUCCAACUAACUGUUGCAUAACUCUCUGUUGUCCAUGUAUCACUUUUGGACAAGUGGCAGAAAUUGUGGAUAAGGGUUCUAAUCCUUGUGGAGUGAGUGGAGCAUUGUACGCGCUGUUGGAAUGCGUGACUGGGUGCGCGUGCUUGUAUUCAUGCUUCUACCGGUCAAAGCUGAGGGAGCAGUUCGCGUUGACGGAAAGCCCCUGCGGGGAUUGUUUGGUUCAUUGCUUCUGCGAGUGCUGUGCCUUAUGCCAGGAGUACCGAGAGCUUAAGGGCCGCGGCUUUGACAUGUCCAUUGGGUGGCAGGGAAACAUGGAAAGACAAAAUCAUGGAAUUACCAUGGCUCCAAUAGUUCAAGGAGGAAUGACCAGAUAAUAAGAAGCUUGCAUUUUUUUUCCAUUUGCUCUUUUAAGUACAACAUUAAAAUUCUCUUUAUUUAAAUUUAAUUUGUGUGUGCAGUGUGUGAGUUUGCCUGGUCUUUUUCCUUUUAUUUUCUUUACAUUUAUGUAUUUGUAAUUCACGAAUACUGAUCAAGGCAAUUGAUAUGUAUUUAAAUGCUGAGUAUACAUUAUGUGGAACUCUAUAACUCUAUAAGAAUAUUUUUAUUUGAAUGAAAUGUUCUGGUCUGGUAUGGUCUGUUUAAAUAUGGUCUCGUCUGAUAGAUGUCUGGUCUCUGUAUAUUUUACAACUAUCAAAAUCUGAUCUGUUUUGAUUUGGUCUUUUAAAGUUUGUCUGAUCUGUUUAAGUCUGAUCUGAUCUACUCUAAUUUGAUAUAGGACUCUAAUAAGUGCAAAUAAAAAUAUCCUAAGUAGUUUUAUAGGGCACCAUAUACAAUGGGACAAAUAAAAAAAAACUGACUCGUUUUAAGACACAUCAAAAUUUUAAAUGUCAAAUAGGCCUUUGUCCCCCCGGUUAGAACCACACUAGGUGUGGGGGUGUGUGUCGGGAACAUCUCCCUAUGUCCUAUGUUAUUAAAAUAAAGUUGCAAGUACAAGAGAAAUAAACAAAAACAUGAGAAUAAAACUACAUCAACGGUUGAAAGUAUUAAGAGGAAUUCCAAUUGAAGUAGAGAUGGAUCUGUAAAAUUUGUUAUGGAACUUGAUGACCUUCGGAAGAUAGGGCUAGAAAGUUAUGGCCUUCGGAUGAGAUAAUUUGUAGCGCUUGAGUGCAACUGCUAGUUUAUGUGGGAGGUUAAACCUCUCGUCGACCGGCUAAAGAAAGUAAUUUGUCUCAUUUUGGGGUCUUUUUGAGUUGCUCCUGGUGGUCAUGGGAUGAGGCUAUAUCCCAUGUGGUAGUAUUGUUGUGCAUCUUCUGAAUCUUCAUUUGAUAUGUUUAUCAAGUUCAUGAUUUUGUUUCUUCUUCUUUUUACUUGUGUAAAGUCUUCGAGGUGUUCCUCUUCAUCAAAUAGGUCUCAUAGGACAACAUUUUCCCCGAUGUGAGUUUAAAAACAACUUUUCCCUUACCAUGCACCUUGGUUGUGUGAGAGUCACCAAGAUACUCUUGUUUUUCACCAUCUCCUAUAGGAGUAUAGGAGGAAAAAGCACUUUUAUUUUUUACAAAUGCGCUUGGUAGCCCCAGAGUCUACCACUCAUUCAUUCACAUCGAACUCUAAGCAAGUUUGAGAAACAACCGCCGCAAUAACAUCAUCACCUUGAAUCAUAUUUGCUCUUGGUCUAGGUGGUUUGUUGUUUCUCAUAGUUGCCCGUUUCCUACUUUGUGCUGCAAAAUGUCCCGGUUUUCCACACACGUAACACUGACUUUUCUUUUUAAAUCUUGUGUUAGAUUUAGGCUUAUUAUAAUUAGGCUCGUUAUUAUCUUCAUUAUUAUUAUUAUACCUCCUUUGAUUAAAUUGGUUUUGAGUCUCCACUAGGUUGGCGUUGGAAGUGUAUUGCAUGAUUUGAGCCUUGGAGUCCUCCCUCCUAUUGGUGUCUUCAAUGAUAAUGUGUGUGAUCACUUCAUUGAACGACAUGGGUCCAAAUUUAUGCUUUAGGUCGCGUUUGUAGUCCUUCCAUGCCUCGGGCAAUUUUUUAAUGAGGAUCUCGGCAACAAAAAGUUCGGGCAGCUCGAUUGGAACGCCUUUGAGGUCCUCCAAGAGCGUUUGAUAUUCAUGAAUUUGUGCCUUUAAGUCCUUGUCGUCUUUCAUUUCCCAUUUGUAAUAGUUCCCUAUCACAAAUUUUUGUUUGACGGUGUCCUCGGCUCUGUACUUGGCAAUCAUAGAAUUCAUAGAAUCUCAUAUUUCCUUGGGAACUUUUUUCGUGCAAUAAACA
Cuscuta europaea is the source of this 2558-nucleotide messenger RNA. Lineage: Eukaryota; Viridiplantae; Streptophyta; Magnoliopsida; Solanales; Convolvulaceae. The record is from the annotation of a GenBank genome assembly.